Messenger RNA from Oncorhynchus keta (chum salmon), 1399 nucleotides. RefSeq names its product tissue factor-like. The coding region runs from base 259 to 1113 and encodes 284 amino acids. Gene Ontology annotation, biological process: blood coagulation. The record is from RefSeq and is a predicted model, not a curated record. Gene Ontology annotation, molecular function: protein binding. Gene Ontology annotation, cellular component: membrane. NCBI's taxonomy places the organism in Eukaryota, Metazoa, Chordata, Actinopteri, Salmoniformes, Salmonidae. The transcript has 6 exons.
CAUGUAACGUCAGAUAGUCACAUAGCUUUUACUUUGACACCGAUAGAACACGUAACCUGUUGCAGCUGCUCCUCUACACGCCCAAACUGUCUCUGCUCAUUAAUUCAAUCUUUUGGGCGACAGAAAAAGGAAUUCAUGCAGUCGAAAUUAUUAUCCGUCUUCGUUGUUUAAGGACGGAUAUUGAUUAAAGAAAGAACCGUGCACGGAUCAAUCCAAUCGGAUUACUGUUUUUACACCGGUUACCGGUUGGAAUAAAAAAUGAUGAGAAUGGAAAGGAAAAUGUUUUUUUUAACGAAAUUGUGUACUGUACUCAUCUUUACAAACUGUGUUUCAGGGGACUAUCCCAAGGCACAGAACGUUUCUUGGUUGUCUAUCAACUUCAAAACACUGCUUUUGUGGGAUCCUAAACCCACCAACUAUUCAUACACCGUUGAAUAUUCUGUAAUCGGUCAGAACAGAAAGAAGAACCAACACUGUAUCAGGACUAUGGAGACAGAGUGUGACCUGUCCAACUCUCUGGUGGACCUGAAGGCCAUAUACUCCGCUGAUGUCCUCUCAAAACCCCUACUUGGUGUGAACUCUGACCUCAUAGAGUUCCCCCACACAACCUCGGAGAGGUUCAGCCCUUACCAUGACACGCUUAUAGGUAGACCUGAGUUCAAGAUCGAGGUGAGCAAAGACAAGAGGAAGAUCACCCUGCAUGUAGAAGACCCUCCCACAGCCCUGUUCAAUGAGCAGAACCAACAGAGAACCAUCCGGGACGUCUUCGCUGAUGAACUGCAGUACAAAGUCACCUUUGGAAAAGCAAAAAAAACGAAGAUCUCUGCAAGCAGUGAGAUAGAGCUAGAAGAGGGGGAUAUAGAUCCUGGGGUGAGUUACUGCUUCAACGUCCAGGCCUACAUCCCCUCCCGCAGCACAGACAAUCAGCUGGGAGAGCUCAGUCAAAGACAGUGCUCACCGGGCGACGAUAAGUCUGUCUUUGAAGAGUAUGGGAUCGGAGUGAUCGUUGGGUUCAUCCCAGCCGCUUUCGGGGCCCUAAGCGAGAUUCGGUUGUGGGGGGGCUCCAACCUCGCAGCAAAACAUUUUAGUGGAGACGAUGGAGAGAAGCCUUAGGUUAAUUGUCUACAAUUCUACACAUUUUGCCAUGGGCCAUAUAGAAAAUAUAUUGAUGCUUUAAAGGUUUGAGGGCUCCGUAGAUAGGUUAUAUGUUUAAACUAAAUUGUUUUGCGUGAGUAUUGUCUGGACAUCUUUAAUAUAUGAAUAACAAACAGUUAGAUGACAGAACAUGAUGUAAAAUAAUCAGAGCAAAAUGAAACACAACUGUGGAAUGUGGUACUAAUAUGGUACACUGUUUGAUUGUGAUGGCAUGUUCAUAAUAAAGUCUUGUCAUUCAUUUGUG